AUCUUACGCGCUGCAUCGUUUGAUGAUCUCCUCUGUUUCCUCCUUUGAACCUUCACUCUGCUGCGCUCUCACUGUGUGUGUGCGUGUGUGUGUGUGCUCCGUGGAAAUUACACAGCAGUCACGGGAGCAGCAGGAGGAGCAGGAGGAGGAGGAGGAAGAAGAGCGGUUUCUCUCGAGCUCUACUUUCCGCCAGUGAGAGCGCAGACGCCGCGACAUUACGCGCACUUUGGCUCAAAGACGCACCGCAGCGCGAGGACAUGAUGAGCGCUCCACGCUGUCCUCAUAUGUGACUCCUCACCUCCUCCUCUUUAUUCUCUUUAUUACCUUAUUUUUUUUCUUGUGGAGGAGAAGAGAAACAAAUCCACGGUGGCGGCUUAAAAAAAACCCACACACUAAAAACUCGCUGUGUGUGUGUGUGUGUGCGCGCGCGCGGGGAAGAUAUUUGCGCCCUGAAGAUGCGGCUGGAUCAGUGGCGCGUGGUUUCCAGCGCGUGUGUGCUGUUACUUUUCUUCAGCGUGAUCUGCAGCAGAGUCUCGGAUGUGUCGUCCACGCACCAGAGCAUCCCCGCGUCCGUAGUGAAGCUCUGGGCUUCAGCGUUUGGUGGAGAAAUGAAAUCCAUCUCUGCAAAGUAUUCUGGUUCUCAGCUGCUGCAGAAGAAAUAUAAGGAGUUUGAGCGAGCGGUGCGCGUGGAGGAGAUGGACGGUCUGCGGCUGGUGAAGAGGCUGGCCGAGGACAUGGAGGAGAUGUUUGACAAGAAAGCUCAGGCCAUGAAGAGACUGGUGGAGGCAGCAGAGGAAGCUCACCUGCAGCACGAGGAGGAUCCAGACCUACAGUACAAAUACUUUAACGCGGUGCUGAUCAAUGAGGAGGACGAGGAGGGGAACAGCGUGGAGCUCGGCGGUGAAUUCAUCCUGCAGCCCAACGACCACUUCAACAACCUGUCAGUGAAUCUCAGCCUCAGCGUCGUCCAGGUUCCAACAAACAUGUACAACAAAGACUCUGCCAUCGUCAACGGCGUUUACUGGUCUGAGGCCUUGAAUAAAGUGUUCGUGGACAACUUUGAGAGAGACCCUUCACUCAUAUGGCAGUACUUUGGCAGCGCUAAAGGCUUCUUCAGGCAGUACCCAGGAAUCAAGUGGAAGCCGGACGAACACGGGGUCAUAGCGUUCGACUGUCGUAACAGGAAGUGGUACAUCCAGGCCGCCACCUCGCCGAAGGACGUGGUGAUCCUGGUGGACGUGAGCGGCAGCAUGAAGGGACUCAGACUCACCAUCGCCCGGCAGACCGUCUCGUCCAUACUGGACACGCUGGGAGACGACGACUUCUUCAACAUCAUCGCUUACAAUGAAGAAUUACAUUAUGUGGAGCCGUGUUUGAAUGGAACUCUGGUUCAAGCAGACGUGGCCAACAAAGACCAUUUCCGGGAACACCUCGACAAGCUGUUCGCUCAAGGCAUCGGCAUGUUAGACAUCGCUCUGACUGAGGCCUUCACACUCCUCGGUGACUUCAAUGAGACGGGAAGAGGCAGCGAGUGCAGCCAAGCCAUUAUGUUGGUGACAGAUGGGGCAGUGGACACGUACGACGCCAUCUUUGCCAAAUAUAACUGGCCAGACAGGAAGGUCCGCAUAUUCCCUUACCUGAUUGGUCGAGAGUCGGCCUUCGCAGAUAAUCUCAAAUGGAUGGCAUGUGCUAACAAAGGCUACUUCACUCAGAUUUCCACGUUGGCAGAUGUGCAGGAGAACGUGAUGGAGUAUCUUCACGUGCUGAGUCGUCCCAAGGUGAUCGACCGGGAGCACGACACGGUGUGGACCGAGGCCUACAUCGACAACACCCUCCCCCAAGCACAACAGCUGGACGACGGUCAAGUUCCAGUCCUGAUGACCACGGUGGCGAUGCCAGUGUUCAGUACCAAGAACGAGACGAGAAACCGCGGCAUCCUCCUCGGUGUGGUGGGGACAGACGUGCCUGUGUCCGAGCUGCUCAAGACCAUUCCCAAAUACAAGCUGGGCAUUCACGGCUACGCCUUUGCAAUUACCAACAACGGCUACAUCCUCACGCACCCAGAUCUGCGUCCGCUGUAUGGAGACAGCAAAAAGCGGAGGAAACCCAACUACAGCAGCGUGGACCUGUCUGAGGUGGAGUGGGAGGACAAGGACGACGCGCUGAGAAACGCGAUGGUCAACAGGAAGACGGGGACGUUCUCCAUGGAGGUGAAGAAGAGCAUCGACAAAGGGAAACGUGUGUUGGUGCUGCACAAUGAUUAUUACUACACAGACAUCCAGGGAACUCCUUUCAGUCUGGGAGUCGCUCUGUCCAGAGGCCACGGGAAGUUCUUCUUCAGAGGGAACGUCACAGUGGAGGAAGGACUUCACGACCUGGAGCAUCCUGAUGUGGCGCUGGCAGACGAGUGGACCUACUGCAACACUGACGAGCACCCAGAGCAUCGUUACCUGGCCCAGAUAGAGGCCAUCAAACUCUACCUCGGUGGUUAUGAACCUCACCUGCAAUGUGACAAGGAGCUGAUUCAGGAAGUUCUUUUUGAUGCAGUAGUGACCGCCCCGUUAGAGGCUUACUGGACCAGCCUGGUCCUCAACAAGUCUGAGAACUCUGAUAAAGGGGUAGAAAUUGCUUACCUGGGCACAAGAACCGGCCUCUCCAGAAUCAACCUGUUUGUUGUUCCUGACCAGCUCACAAACCAAGACUUCCUGACAGCUGAGGACAAAGAGGGCGUGUUCAACGCCGAUCACUUUCCCCUGUGGUACAAGAGAGCGGCAGAACAAGUUCCUGGAACUUUCGUCUACUCCCUACCUUUCAACACAGGAUCAGAAAACAAGAGUGUGGUACUGGCCAGCACAGCCAUUCAGCUUCUGGAUGAGAGGAAAUCACCCAUAGCUGCGGCCGUCGGUAUCCAAAUGAAACUAGACUUCUUCCAGAAGAAGUUCUGGACUGCCAGCAGACAGUGUGCAGCUUUAGACGGGAAAUGCUCCAUCAGCUGUGAUGAUGAGAACAUCAACUGUUACCUCAUCGAUAACAAUGGAUUCAUUCUGGUAGCAGAGGAUUAUACUCUGACGGGGAAGUUUUUUGGAGACGCAGAGGGAGCGGUGAUGAGUAAACUGCUGCACAUGGGCUCGUUCAAGAGAGUGACUCUCUACGACUACCAGGCUCUGUGCUGGGUGUUUUCAGAGAGCAGCGACAGUGGACACACACUUCUGGACCCGUACUUUGCUUUCUUCUCGGCUGUGAAGUGGAUCCUGACUGAACUCAUCAUAUUCCUGGUGGAGUUCAACUUGUACAGCUGGUGGAAUUCUGACAUCACAGCCAAAGCUCAGAGGAUGGGUCGGAGCACUCAGGUUCCGUGUGACACAGAGUAUCCGGCCUUCGUGUCGGAGAGAACCAUCAAGGAGAACAUGGGCAACAUCGACUGUGGCGGCUGCAUCAAGUCCUUUGUGAUCCAGCAGAUACCCAGCAGUAAUCUCUUCAUGGUGGUGUUGGACAACCAGUGUGACUGCAGCAUGUUCGAGCCGAUCACCAUGGACCCUGUCGAGAUCAUCUAUAAUGAAUCUCUGAAGUGCGAGAGACUGAAGACGCAGAAGGACAGGAGGCGUCCAGAUACCUGUCACCCCUUUCACCCCGAGGAGAACUCGAUGGAGUGUGGCGCAGCUGUGGCUCUCAGCCCGUCUCUGGCUGCUACGCUGCUCUGCGUCCUCCCGGCGCUGUUCCCUAGGUGACCAGAGCUAGCCACGCCCCCCCAUCCAGCGCUCAGCUGGGAUCGGCUUGGCUAAAGUAUUGUGACAACUACAGAAGAAGAAGAAGAAGAAGAUGAAAACACUCCUGCUGCCCUGUUUUUGAAAACUCGCCCAGUUUCAUCUCAACGUCUACAAAAAGCCCAAAAACAGACCCAAAAUUUUAGCUGCCGCUCCCUCACCUGACUCUUCCCUUCCAAAUGUGUUAGACUAUGUAGCCUUCAGUUAGCAUCGAACCUGAAAAGUUAUUUAGUUUGUCCUUUGUUGGCUACUGUAAAAAAAAAGCGUGGGUCCAUAAUGGCGGCCACCGUAGCGCUAACGUUGCUCCUUAUCGAUAAAAAAGGUAAAUUAUAGUUUCACGAAAAACUAUCGUCAAUUUCUGCCAAGAGAAAAUGACUCAGCACCGUUUUACAAACUGGACCUUUAACCUCGUUUACAAAGCAGUGUGUGUGUGUGUGUGUGUGUGUGUGUGCGCGUGUGUGUUGUGUCCGAGGUUCUGACAAAAACAAGACAAAAUGUGGGCAAAAUUGUCCGUUGGACGGUUUCAUUCACUGGUGCUGGUUCUGUCAGCUGAGGAGUUCUUCAACCCUCAUCUUUUAAGUCCUUGAAUGUUUGUGAAUAUCAGCCUAAACAGACAUGGGUCCUUGAAAGUGCUUGAAUGUUGUGCAGUAAAGAAGUGAAGUUGAUAUUUAGGUAAAUGUCUCCCUUGUUUGUGACGACGCCACCUACUGUUCACGCCCUGCGUUGCUUGAUGUACGUAGACGAGGCCGACGCAGGACAGACGUGGAGACAUCAUGACUCACUGUCCACUGUCUCUCUCUCCGCCGCUGACGUGAGAUUCCGUGCAGAACAAUGAGCGAGUAAAGUUAAGAAAGAGAGAGAAAAUGACGACGUGAUGUCUGGGAAAUCUCUGUCUCACCAAAGACAAAAGACAAAGAUGGACUUUGAGGACAAUCACGUGUCCUCUGCAUGUUUCAGAAACAGCUGGGUCCUCUAGUCGAGCGUCUUCGUUGUAUAAUGAUAAUAAAGAUCCUUUUCCUUUAUGGAAUUACAUUUGUGUCACGAUUAUCAAACAACACAAAAAGGAACCACAAAAUCAGAAAUAGACAAAUAUAAAAUAUGGGUUUCAGCAGGCAGCUUCUUUAGCCCCUCCCAUGGUCAGAGUCACAAACACAAAAGAGUCGGAACAAGCGAAACUUCUGAUCAUUGCAAACAAAAAGUGUUUUUCAAACAAAUCACGCUCACUGUCUGCCAGUUAGUCAGUGAUUCAACGAGUCAGUGACUCAGUGAUUCAGUUAUUCAACAAAUCAGUGAUUCAGUAAUUCAACGAAUCAGUGAUUCAGUAAUUCAACGAAUCAGUGAUUCAGUGACUUAAUGAAUCAGUGACUCAGUGAUUCAGUGAUUCAACGAAUCAGUGAUUCAGUGACUUAAUGAAUCAGUGACUUAGUGAUUCAACAAAUCAGUGACUCAGUGAUUCAGUGAUUCAACAAAUCAGUGAUUCAGUGACUCAAUGAAUCAGUGACUCAGUGAUUCAAAGAAUCAGUGAUUCAAAGAAUCAGUGAUUCAAAGAAUCAGUGACUCAAUUAAUCAGUGAUUCAAUGAAUCAGUGACUCAGUGAUUCAACGAAUGAUUCAGUGACUCUGUGAUUCAACGAAUCAGUGACUCAAUUAAUCAGUGAUUCAAUUAAUCAGUGAUUCAGUGAUUCAGUGAUUCAGUGACUCAGUGACUCAGUGAUUCAGUGAUUUGACUAAUGGGGUGGAGUGGCUCAGUGGUUAAGACCGGUGCCCUGUAUGCGAAAGACAUCGUGGUCGCAAUGGCCGCAGGUUCGACUCCACCCCUGGCUGAUUGUACUCAAUUCCAUUGUAAGUGGUUUUGGAUAAAAGCGUCUAAAUGCUAAAUGACAUGUAAUGUAAUCAGUGAUUCACAAAAUUUUUCAUGGACAAUAAUGACUCCAAGGAUUUAGAAUGAUAAUAAUAAUAGUGAAGAUGAAGAUGAAGAUGAUGCUGAGACUGUAAUAAAAUGUUUGUCUAAUAAUCCGUUUUCAUUUUUUUGUUUCAUUUAAAUGUCUAUGAAGAAAAAAAAAGAAGAAUUUUUAUUUAUGAUUUGCAUAAACCCAUAAACUGUGACUCUGACAUGUCUGAGUGGUUAUUAAUAUUCAGAGCUUUUGCCUUGUUUGAGUACUUUUUUGAAAUAAAACGAUGUUUAAAAUUGA
Molecule: messenger RNA, 5955 nt
Organism: Solea solea (common sole)
Lineage: Eukaryota; Metazoa; Chordata; Actinopteri; Pleuronectiformes; Soleidae
Gene: cacna2d3a
Product: calcium channel, voltage-dependent, alpha 2/delta subunit 3a
Exons: 37
Coding region: 456-3728 (1090 amino acids)
Cellular component (GO): voltage-gated calcium channel complex
Molecular function (GO): voltage-gated calcium channel activity
Source: RefSeq, a predicted model, not a curated record